This is a messenger RNA of Grus americana (Whooping crane), 2206 nucleotides long. It is a transcript of the gene DRC12, whose product is annotated as coiled-coil domain containing 153. The transcript has 7 exons. The record is from RefSeq and is a predicted model, not a curated record. NCBI's taxonomy places the organism in Eukaryota, Metazoa, Chordata, Aves, Gruiformes, Gruidae. Bases 945 to 2150 code for a protein of 401 amino acids.
CAUCAGGCGAGCAGGACAGUGGGAAACGGCAUACAGCGCUAGACAGAGCAAGAGAGCCCUGCAUAGCUUGGUUGUAAAACUCUCUGUCUUGAUGUUACUGCCUUUGGUAAAGCUUGGUAAAUAUUUCUGGGACAGGCAGCUCCUUGUCUGGCCUUAAUUACCUGGGCAAAUUUUCCUAAGGAUUGUAUUGACCUCAAAUAUGUCAACAUUUAUUGAGGCCGUGUUCCUGAGGCUUUUCCCAUUAGAUGCUAAUGGAUUCUGGCUAAUAGUCAAGCCGGAUUGACCACUGGAGGGUGCCCUGGCCAGCUCCAGGAUACCACAAGCACCUGGGGAGAGGGCUGGGGAGGGUUACACCAGCUUUGCAGAGCCAAAUAUAAAAAUCACCAUGGCCCCAAUCCAAAGAGAUCAGGGAACAUGCUUGAGCAAUUGCAUUCCUAACUAUCUGCUUCUCUGGGCAUGAUUCACUCCAAGUCAUGGCUGUAUUUAUGUGUGGGACUCCAAGCAAAGCUUGCUUUCACUUGGGACUGUUCUCUCCCCGCGGGAAAAAGGAGUCCAGCACCCCUCUGCACGGCUCCCAUUUGCUUCUGUUCCCUCAGGCCCUUUCCAGGGCCAGGGCCAUGCUCAGCACAGCGCUGGAAAGCCACGUCACGCCGGUUUGCUUCAAAAUCGCUUCCCUCCAACCCUGUGGCUGGCAGCGAAGAGUGCAUCCAGGUGCCUGGGUGCCUCUGGCCACCCGUGUGCAUCUCGUGGGGUCGUGGGCGAGAGCAGCGUCAGGUCCCUUGCUGGUCAUGCCACCCAAGGCUGGGCACAGGUGUGUGCUCCCCUUCCCGUGUGUGCGCCCCACACUGCCUGCCAGCCAGCUGCCAGACGCACCCGGAUGCCCCUCCGAUUGCUCAGCUCUGUGUGGCUGGGCAGCGGUUUCAGAUGCGUGUGCAUAGGCGUGCAUGGGCGUGUACAAGGUGCACGCCAGCCUCUGUGCCUGCGUGUCUGCACAGAGGAAGAGCCCCCGCCGUUAUCCCUGGCCCAGACCCAGCUCCCCUGGCUCUCCACACCCAGCCUGCUGCCCUGCCAGCUCCUCCGGCAGGACUGCAUGUCCCUGUCUGGCGUCCCUAGGUUGCCCUGGCAGCGGAUGGCCCCACGCACCAGCUCCCUGCUCCUGCUGCCUGCCUGGCUCCUGCUGCCCCUGCCCACACAACGAGGUCUGCGUCCUGCUGAAGAACGGCAGCGCACCCAGGAAUCUCCUGCUCGCUCCCAGCCAGCAGGAAUGUGCCUCUCCUGUCCCUCCUCUGCUGCUUCCCAUCCUCAGCGAGGACAGGCAUCGUGGGGGCUGCAGUAGCGGGAGCUGGGAGCACCGGGGCAAAGGAUUGCUCUGGGGCACGAUGGGACAGCCUGGCUGUGGCGCUCACAUCUCCUCCAGCCCUGCUUACCCUGUGCCAGCAGCAGUAGCACAGUCACACCUGAUAAGAUACAGGAGGCAGGAGGUCCCUGCCCAAAGCACCCUGCACCCCACCGCACCCUCCAGCCCAGCAGGAUCCAUCGGGGAAGUCAAAGAGAGCGGCUCUUCCAUGGCUCUGAAAGUGCAACAUAUGCCAGACUGGAAGAGCAUCUGGGAAAGCCAAGCUGGAGAGAAAUACAGGAAAGCAGCACUGGAGGCUGACAUGCUGAAAGAGCACCUGGGUCCCUGGAGGGAUAGGGCCUGGCGGGCAAAAGCUGACAAUGAAGGGCUCAAGAAGAGGCUGUGGGACCUGGAGAAGGCGCUGGAGCAGGCACGGGAAGACAAGCGGGACAUUCAUGAAGAAAUGACCCGGCAAUACCAAGAGCUGCAGAAGCAGACAGCAGCCCACAGCCAGCGCUUGGAGGCGAAAGUGAAGAGCCUGCAGGAGCAGCUCGCCACCAGGCUCCGGGAGAGCCAGCAGACCCAGGAGAUGGCCACCCAGGCACUAGCAGAGAGGGACAGGACCAUCGCCCAGCUGCAGGGCAGGCUUGGUGCCAUGGAGAAGGAGUACGAGAAGACCCUCCACGGUAGCCUGGACCUGGUGCUGGCCAAGAUGGCUGAGGCCAGCCAGCGCUGGGAAGAGGUAGCAACAACCAUCGCCGUGGAGCACAAGGAGCGCCUACAGGAGUUUGGCCUCAACCCCCUGGAGAUAUAGCACCCUGGGGUUCCUGGGGUGGGACACGCUCUCAGCCCCUACCUCCCUAUCAGCAC